GAGGACAGUCACUGCACCGCAGAUGUGUCGAAUUCUUCUUAUGCAUCCUACACGUGCUCCCUUAUUGCUGAUGUUUGUUGUGUGACCAUUGCAGUGCUUUUAAGGCCUCGUUUUUGCCUGGACCACAUGCUGCUCAAGACAGGUUCAUUUCAACGGCACCGCCCGGGGGGGAAGCCAUGGAUCACCCAUGAGCAGUGAGAUCGCACCGAUCCGGGAGGAUGAGGCCGAGGAUUGUGGUCUUCCAAGCACGCCCGAGCACAAAGGCGCUCGCUUGGGCUCGGUCUGGCGCUCCCCAGGUGUGGCGCUGACGCCCAUCGGGUCGCCGGCUCCCUUGCGGCCGGAGGAAAAGCUUUGGCAUGAGGAGCGGCCACACGCCAGCAGCUUUAGCUUUGGAGACCCCUUCCGCACCCAGGAGCGGCCGAACUCCGCGCCGGACCGGGUGCUGGUGCCGGCCUCCCCUGGAGGGGUCUUCAGUGAUCUCAGCUCCGAGGCGGAGGCGCUGAGGCUAUGCUUGUCAGCGAAGCCGCAUCCUCCUUCACCUGAGCAGGCGACGUUUCACCCGCAGCCGCGGAGGCACCAGCCAUGGGUGAUGCCAUUGCUGGAAUCCGAGGCCUCGCCAGAGGCUCUAGCACGUGAGGGCACGGCGAUGACCAGCCUCCUUGGGGAGGGCUUGAAGCAUCGGCCGAAGCCGUUGGCAGGUUCUGAUGAGCAUUCGAACGGCCAGACUCCCGCAGGCACUUCCUGUGGAACACCAGCCUUGGAUGCCUCCACCCCAUCCCCUGAGCAGAACGGUCAGAGCAAAGAUAAUUUGGAGUCGCCCAAGCCGCACCAUAGCGUCCAGAACACGCCCGAGCCGACCCAUCAAUAUGGUUGUGGAGCUGCCAUCAGCACGCCCUCACCUUGUGCCAUGUCCUCCCUGAAUCAGCACAUGCUGGGAUUGCCACCACGCUUCAAUGAGGGGAUGCCGCUCCUGGAGGCCUUGGAGGGAGGGCCACUUCUGCCUCCUCCAUUGCCUGCACCAGGUGCUUCCACGAACGUCACGAACGGCAUGGACUAUGGGGGCUUUAUUCGCCCAACGGAGGUGACAAUGCCCGAAAUGCAUGCGAUCUGGGGCAUGCCGGGCAUGCGGUCGCAGGACCCUUUGACAGUGCAGCAGAUGGCCAUGAGCUUUCAGGCCUAUCACUGGGGUGCUGCUUCGGCUUUGGGUUGGCCGCGGAUGGGUCCUAUGCCGCCUAUGGGUGCUUCUGAGGUCCCUAAACCCAACGUCAAUGGGAAGGAGGUGGCAUCCAAGGAGAAUGGCUUGGCACCUCAGACGCACGCCAGAACCUCCUCUGAUGCAAGCAGUGGAAGCCAAUCCGCAGAUCACAAGAGGAGGGAUCUGUCGAGCGUGCCCAGCGAAGCGCGAGAGCUGGUGGGGCAAGUUGGCCAGAUGUCUCGGACGCAAGCGGGCAGUAAAUACCUCCAGCGUCAGCUCCUCAAAGGUUCAGGUGCUGCUGUGGAGGUAAUCCUGAAGGAAGUGGAGGAAGAGAUUGCCUCCAUGAUGUGCGAUCCUUACGGGAACUACCUUUGCAGCGCCGCCUUCCAAGCCUGCUCCCAGGUUCAACGAAGGCGCAUGUUGGAGAAGUUGGCCCCGUGCGUGGCGCAGAUCGCGUGCGACAAGCGGGGCACCCAUGCCCUGCAAGCCUUCAUUGAGCUUUUACAGCUGGAGGAGGAGCAGGAUCAACUCAUGGGUGCGGUCAAAGGCCAGAUCGUGGAGCUCAGCAUGGAUCCCAAUGGAACACAUGUGAUCCAACGACUUCUGACCUGCUUCCAAGGCUCUGUGACGGAUUGGAUUUUUUUGAUCAUCGGUGAUCGGAUCAUCGAGGUGGCACACCACCCUUAUGGACUUUGCGUGCUGAAGAAGUGCAUCUCUUUGGCGCGUCAUCAUCGUGAGUUCCUCUUGGAGCAGCUGGCACGGCACGCCAUGGACUUGGUUCAGAGUCCCUAUGGGAACUAUGCCAUUCAACAUGCCUUGGAGGAGUGGGGGGGUCGUGACUGUGAGCCGAUCCUGGAGAAGUUGGAGGGUCGGAUGAUGCAACUCAGCAUCCAGAAGUUUUCCUCCAACGUGGUGGAGAAGCUCCUCACCAUAGCACCUCCUGAGUUCCGGAGGAAGUUCAUUUGGGAGCUGGUGGAGAGCGACAAGAUGUCAGUGCUGGUGAACAGCAAUUAUGGGCACUAUGUCGUCAAGAGAGCCAUGCAAAUGGCCAGUGGUGACCAGCGCGAGGCGUUGUCGGAGGCCAUCCGUGCGCAUUUGUCGGUGCUCGGGAACCGACGGCUUCGCUUGAAGUGGGAGAAGGUGAUGAACGGCGGCUUUGGAGAGAACGAUCUCGGCAGUUUGAAGUUGGACGCCGAUGUUACGUCAUCCUCGAAGCGCCCCAAAGUGAAGCAGAGACUCAAGGGUAGCGAACUUGUCCGUGAGCAAUGAGGGUGCUCUUGUAGAAUUUACGCCGUGUUCACCGCCAAGAGAGCGUCAUUGGGGAAAA
Durusdinium trenchii is the source of this 2522-nucleotide messenger RNA. The record is from the annotation of a GenBank genome assembly. NCBI's taxonomy places the organism in Eukaryota, Dinophyceae, Suessiales, Symbiodiniaceae.